GCAACUCCGACAUUGAAGCCCGCGCCUUGCAGGGUCAGUUGCGCCGACCCAGGACGUUCUAAGACUCUGCCGACGGAACAGCGACGCCCACCAUGUCGCGCAAGCAACUAGAUUCGCGGGUCUCGGCCCUCAUCAAAAAUGGCAUCCAGGAGCGUAAACGAAGCUUCUUUGUCGUCGUCGGUGACCAUGCCAAGGAGGCCAUUGUCUACCUGCAUCACAUCAUGGCCAGCUCAGAUGUGCGACACAACAAGUCGGUUGUCUGGGCUUACAAAAAGCAGCUCCUCGGCUUCACCAGUCAUCGCAAGAAACGAGAGGCCAAGAUCAAGAAGGAGAUCAAGCGCGGCACCCGCGAGGUGAACCAGGAGGGCGCCUUUGAGCUUUUCGUCUCGCUCCAAAACAUCCGAUAUGUCUACUACAAAGAGACGGAGAAGAUCCUAGGAAACACAUAUGGCAUGUGUAUCCUGCAGGACUUCGAGAGCGUGACGCCCAACAUCCUCGCGCGCACCAUCGAGACGGUCGAGGGCGGGGGCUUGGUGGUUCUGCUUCUGAAGGGUAUGAGCAGCCUGAAGCAGCUUUACACAUUGACCAUGGACGUCCACUCCCGCUACCGCACCGAGGCCUACGACGACGUUGUGGCUCGAUUCAACGAGCGCUUUAUCCUGUCUCUAGGCAGUUGCGAGUCCUGUCUGGUGGUCGACGAUGAGCUCAACGUGCUCCCAAUCUCGGGCGCCAACAAAGUGAAGCCGCUGCCACCCCCGGACCGCGACGAGGAGGAAAACAAGACGCCUGCGCGGAAGGAGCUGGACGGGAUCAAGGAUUCUCUCCGGGAUUCACGGCCUGUCGGGGCGCUUGUUCAACUGGCCAAGACCAACGACCAAGCCAAGGCCCUCCUCACCUUUGUGGACGCCAUUGCCGAAAAGACAUUGCGCAACACGGUCACUUUGACCGCGGCGCGUGGUCGCGGCAAGUCCGCAGCCAUGGGUGUCGCAAUUGCCGCCGCCGUUGCUUACGGCUACAGCAACAUCUUCAUCACAUCGCCAUCCCCCGAGAAUUUGAAGACACUCUUCGAGUUUAUAUUCAAGGGGCUAGACGCCCUCGACUACAAGGACCACGCCGAUUACUCCAUCAUGCAAUCCACAAACCCGGACUUCAACAAGGCUAUCGUUCGCGUAAACAUCCACAGGGACCAUCGCCAGACCAUCCAGUACAUCCGCCCCCAAGACGCGCACGUUUUGGGGCAAGCUGAGCUGGUCGUCAUCGACGAGGCUGCUGCGAUCCCCCUACUCCUGGUUCGGAAGCUGAUGGGCCCCUACCUCGUCUUCAUGGCCUCCACUAUCAACGGAUAUGAGGGAACGGGAAGAUCGCUGUCCCUGAAGCUGAUCAAGCAGCUGAGGGAGCAAUCUCGGGCUGGCGCGGCUGAGAAGGGUGCUGAUGUUGAGAUCGCCCGAUCCAGCGGGAAGGCCGACAAGAAUACCGGCUUGUCUGGCGGCCGUUCUCUCAAGGAAAUCACGCUUUCGGAACCCAUCCGUUACGGCCAGGGAGACGAAGUCGAGAAGUGGCUAAAUACUCUUCUUUGCCUGGAUGCCACUCUGCCACGGUCCAAGCUUAACACGCAGGGCUGCCCGGACCCCUCGAAAUGCGAGCUCCUCCAAGUGAACCGCGAUACGCUUUUCUCCUUCCAUCCAGUUUCUGAGAGGUUCCUCCAGCAAAUGGUGGCUCUCUACGUCGCAAGUCACUACAAGAACACACCCGAUGAUCUGCAGCUGAUGAGCGACGCGCCGGCCCACAAACUCUUUGUUCUCACGCCGCCCCCAACCGAGGGAGCGCUGCCCGAACCUCUCUGCGUGAUCCAGGUCGCCCUCGAGGGCAAGAUUAGUAGGCAGAGCAUCCUCAAUAGCCUUAGCAGGGGCCAACGCGCGGCCGGCGAUCUGAUCCCCUGGCUCGUCAGCCAGCAGUUCCAGGACGAGGAGUUUGCUUCUCUCUCGGGCGCCCGCGUUGUCCGCAUAGCGACGAACCCAGACUACGUCUCGAUGGGAUACGGAACGAGGGCGCUCGAGCUGCUUGUCGACUUCUUUGAGGGCAAGUUCCUCAGCCUCUCGGAAGACGUCGAGGACUUUGUCGAGAAGUCCAUGCCAAGAGUCACGGAUUCUGAGCUGUCAAAGCUGGCCGAGGGUAGCCUUCUGGAGGACAACAUCAAGGUGCGCGACAUGAGCGAAAUGCCGCCCCUGUUCGCCUACCUGAACCAAUGCCGUCCACCCAGUCUGGAUUACGUCGGCGUCAGCUACGGACUUACCCAGCCGCUGCACAAGUUUUGGAAGCGCGCGUCGUUUGCUCCGGUCUACUUGAGACAAACCGCCAACGAUCUCACGGGCGAGCACACUUGUGUCAUGCUUAGGCCACUCAAAUCGACCGAGGACCAAAGCUGGCUGGGCGCUUUCGCCAGCGAUUUCCACCGCCGCUUCCUCUCGCUCCUCUCGUACCAGUUCCGGGAAUUUCCAUCGGUGCUGUCGCUGAGCAUAGACGAGUCGGCAAACAGCGGAGCGCUCCUCGAUGCAUCAACGCAGCCGAGCCCGCUCACCAAGGCAGAGCUUGACAGGAUCCUGACUCCGUUUGACCACAAGAGGCUGGAGUCGUAUGCCAAGAACCUGCUGGAUUACCAUGUCAUCCUGGAUCUCAUGCCGGCCCUGGCUACCAUGUACUUCACCGGCGGCCUCAAAUCCAGCAUCAAGCUGACGGGGGUCCAGCAAGCCAUCCUCCUGGCCAUCGGACUGCAGCGCAAGGACAUCGAUGCCGUCUCGGCGGAGCUGUCGCUGCCGUCGUCGCAGCUGUUGGCCAUGUUCAUCAAGAUUCUGCGCAAAAUCACGACGCACUUCGAAACCUUGGUCACACAAGCCGUUGACGCCGAGAUGCCCAAGCCGGCAUCGAUUGGCGUCAGUCGAGAGAACGCGAUGGGCGCCCACGACGACGAGAUGGUGGACCAGAAAUACGUGCCGCUGGACAAGGGGCUGGGGGAGGAGCUGGAGGAGGGAGGCGACGAGGCGCUCCGAGAGUACCGUGCCAAGCAGAAGGAGCUCAUCGACUCGCUGCCUCUUGACCAGUACGAGAUCGAGGGAGACGCGACGGCAUGGGAGGCGGCGGAAAAGACGGUGGCCAAGUCCAGCGCCAAGAACGGAGAGUCGUCCGGGGUCAUGGUUAGCGUCAAGUCCAGCAAGGCGAAGCGGAAAGCCGGCCAGCAGACGGCGGCCGAGGUGUACGAGGAGGCGUUUAGUGAGAAGAAGCACAAGAAGGCCAAGAAGGACAAGAAGGACAAGAGGCAAUGAUUUCCUUGUCUUGUUGUUCUCUUUUGCCGCUCAUGUUUUUGUCACUUUGUGCAACGAAAGUUUGUUCUGGCGUUAAAAGGGAUACCUGGUGUACAGGCAGAAUACCUCGAGUUGAUACGGAAUUUUCCCAUUGUAAAUCAUUUGCUGUCUGCCACGGGCCUCUAUAUGACUGGUGCAUAUUGGUGUAGGCGCAUGUAGAGCAAAAAGAGAAAAGUGAAAACCCAACCCGGCCCUAGAUUACACCCUUUUAUACCGGCCUGUACAAGCAAGCCCCGAUGUCAUCAGAAUACCUCCCGACCCACCCGAACCUUUUAGGCAAGACAGA
Messenger RNA from Gaeumannomyces tritici R3-111a-1, 3645 nucleotides. RefSeq names its product N-acetyltransferase 10. Gene Ontology annotation, molecular function: tRNA binding; ATP binding; 18S rRNA cytidine N-acetyltransferase activity. Lineage: Eukaryota; Fungi; Ascomycota; Sordariomycetes; Magnaporthales; Magnaporthaceae. The transcript is spliced from 5 exons. The coding region runs from base 93 to 3320 and encodes 1075 amino acids. The record is from RefSeq and is a predicted model, not a curated record. Gene Ontology annotation, cellular component: 90S preribosome; nucleolus. Gene Ontology annotation, biological process: rRNA acetylation involved in maturation of SSU-rRNA.